GAAAAAAGGCAAAACGGCUCCGGCCCGGCUGCAGAGGCACCGGUGCAGCUCUUCUCCCCCAACCCGAGGAUGGUGUCGCCGCCGCCGCCGCCACCUCCCGGCCUCCUCCUCCCGCCCCCUCCUGUCCCCCCCUCGCCCGCCGGCCCCUCCGGCGCGUCCCCUCGCGGAUCCACGGGGCUCUUCCGCGUGCCCGCGCUCUGCCUGGCAUGGUACGCGCUGAGCGCCGGCGGGAAUGUGGUGAACAAGGUGCUCCUGGGCGACUUCCCGCGGCCCGUCACCGUCUCCCUCUGCCACGUACUAGGCCUGGUGGCGCUCCUGCCCCCCUUGUUGCGGGCCUGGCGCGUGCCCGCCGCCAGCCCUGCCCAGCUGCCCCCUCGCGCGUACCCGCGCCUCAUCCUCCCGCUGGCUUUUGGCAAGUACUUGGCCUCCGUCUCGGCCCACGUCUCCCUUUGGCGAGUCCCGGUUUCCUACGCUCACACCGUUAAAGCAACAAUGCCUAUUUGGGUUGUUCUCCUGUCAAGAAUCAUCAUGAAGGAAAAGCAGACAACCAAGGUAUAUUUAUCCCUCAUCCCUAUUAUUGGUGGAGUCCUGCUGGCUACAAUUACAGAACUCUCAUUUGAUACUUGGGGGCUUAUCAGUGCCCUGGCUGCCACUCUCUGCUUCUCACUUCAGAAUAUUUUCUCUAAGAAGGUUUUAAGAGAUUCACGAAUACACCAUCUCCGUCUGUUGAAUAUCCUUGGGUGCCAUGCUGUGUUUUUCAUGAUCCCAACAUGGGUGCUGGUUGAUCUAUCUUCAUUCCUGGUAGAAAAUGACUUGAGUUCAAUGGCUCAUUGGCCAUGGACCAUCCUUCUCUUGGCCAUCAGUGGUUUCUGCAACUUUGCCCAGAAUGUCAUUGCCUUCAGCAUCCUAAACCUUAUCAGCCCUUUGAGUUAUUCUGUUGCAAAUGCCACAAAAAGGAUCACGGUCAUUAGUGUCUCCCUGAUCAUGCUUCGCAACCCUGUCACCUCCACAAAUGUUCUGGGCAUGAUGACUGCUAUCCUGGGAGUGUUUUUGUACAACAAGACCAAAUACGAUGCAAACCAGGAAGCAAAAAAGCAGCUCCUUCCUAUCACGACGGGAGAUCUAACAAAUCUGGAUCGGCGCUGGAGUACCCCGGAAAAGUCUCAGAACGGUCUUGCCUCCUUUGCACAUCAUGGAGAUUUCCAGUAUGGUAGCAGCAGGGGCAAUGUCCUUGUAGAUCACUUCCAGUAUUCCCGGCAGAACUAUCCAACACUCUAUAGCUCCAGUCGCUACGAUAUUUAGCGAGGGCGUAUUCAUUGCUAAAACAAUGUGAACUCUUCACAUGGAGUUUUCCCCUUCCACUCGUGUGACUGUUUAGUCUCAAGGAAUAGCCGGGGUCUGUGCAUAUGUCCCAUGGAGGGAUAAAUGCUAUAGAAGAGGGUACUGCAUGCCAAGCAAUACUUGCUAGUGGAAGAAACCACUGGAGUGGGUUUCAUCAGGUAAAAUUUGGCCAUGCAAAAGCCCCAGUCUGUAGCCUCUGAGCCUCUGAUCGCCAGAUGCCCCUGAACAUGUUGAUUGUCCAUGGUAGCACAAACGUGGCCAGUUUUUCUUCUUUUCACUCCUGGUUUUAGAUCUUUUUCAGUUGCUUUCUGCCUUACUUUGCCAUUCGUUUUCAGUUAUUUUCAAAACGGAACAAAGACCCUCUUUCUUUUUCUCGGACCCUCUUUUUUGUGGAAAAGAGAAGGUUUGUUGUAUUCUAUAAUGAGGGUAGCUUUGCUGCUCAUUUGCUGCCUUCGUUUGCAGCAUUACGAGGGGGAUUGCCAAAAAUGAAGAAGAAUGGGGAGCAGUUUCCAGUCUGGUGAAAGAAUGAAUGAAUUUAUUCUUAAAAAAAAAAUCAUGUAAUAGCAGGAGUUUGCUGCUAGCACUGUGUAGCAAGUACGGCUCUGAAAUCCCUCUCCCGCUCCUGUUUUAAUCAUGGUCUCAAAGCCUUUUUUGUUUGGGUUUUUUUUUCCCCCUCAUACAAAAAGGUGAAGCAAGGAGAUCCAUAUAGCAUACCAUUUUCUCCUUAGGGCAAAGUUUCUUAAUAAUAUCAUGCAGCUUUAGGAAUUAUUUUCUGAGGGCUCUGCUCUCCUAGUUUACAAGGAUCAUAAAAAAAAAUACCACUAUGCGUAUUGGUCUAUCCUGAUGUCAGAUUUGGGCAUAAUUCCUGUACAUUGUACUGGAUUGUUUAUGUUGUCUCUUUGAAAUACUCUUCAUACUUUCUUUCCUGCUGUGGAUGACAUUUGCUUUUUGCCUCUUAAGAAUUCUUCUCCUGGGUACUGAAACUGGAGCAACUAGCUCUUUCUCCUGCACCAUGAUUAGCUGAGGUCUUCAGCAGAAGUCUCCGAUAUGUCCACUAUGCUCUUGUGAGUUUGUAAUCAUGUUUCUGGGUUGCCCAGGAAAGACAAGAGGCCCUUAGCUUAUACAAAAAAGCAAAUCUUGAGACAGGAGCCAAGUACCUUGGCCUGUUUGUUUUUAAAAUUUGACUGGACCCUGCUGAUGGUGGGAAGGCAAAAUAUGCACAUCCAUUGUAGGGUGUCCAUUUGAUUUUCUUAAAACUGCUCUCUCCUUGAGCAAAGGGAAACUGAAGACAUAUGAGUUCUCUAAUCUGGGUGUGGAAAAAGAAAAUGCAGCUCUGGAUGAAAGGAAGCCACCCAUGCUGUAUGCAAUUGGAAAAGAAGGUUUGCAUUCUGUAAUAAGGCCCCUCAUGAAGGCUGCCAUAUGGGAAGGUUGCAGGUGCUGCUAAGAGGGGAGUUACUUUGGCCUUGAUCUGUUCCCAGAGGAUUUCAAAAGGUCUAGGAUGACUGUGUCAAGAGGAAAUCAUUUUCCUUCCAAGUUAUUUAUGCUUCAUCUGCCUUCUUUCUAGAGCGGAAAGACAGGAAUGUGUCUCUACCAAUGUCCCUCUUUUUUCAUAAUACUAAAGCAAUGAAAACAGAUGGCAAACAGAAUAAACUGGGAAAGCGCUUUUCUCUUUUUAAGAUGUGUACUGUAGAAGAAUAAAACAACAAGACUUGGACUUAACAUGAGCAUGCCUGGCCACUAAAUGGAAACAAAUUGAAAAUCAUUUCUGUACAGUUUGAGCAGGAAACCCGGGUCAAAAAUGGGGGAAGAUAGAUUUAUAAAACAAAAAUAGUUAAUUCAUUUUUGAGAAGGACAUAAGGUCCCAAAAUUUAAAAGUGGACAUUAUUCUUACAUGUGUGAACUAACGUCCAUACUAAAAGUGGGUUUGUCCAAAGAGAGUGAGUCUACUUUGGGGGAUUUUUUUAUAAAUGUUAUGUGAAAAGAAUAUCAUAAAUAAAGAUUUAGGACCAGUAAAGAACAGAUUCCUUUGUUGCGAUAAUUCAGUUGGGAACAUAAAUCUGCCACCUUCUAGUAUCGAUUAAACAUUCCAGCCUCAUUGAUGGUGUAACGAUGCAAAGCUGAUAAUAAUUUUGAUUUUUAAGUGGCUUGUUGAGGCAUAGCUGCCUGAAUGAACUAGGUAUGUCCAGAGUACAAUAUAAAACAGUAAGAGCCAGUAAGUUAUAGCAUGUUGUCACAUAUCUUCCCUUUGUGUCCUUUCACACUGUCAGGUUGACAAGAGAUUCAUUUUCCUCUUCCUUCUCCCUAGAUUCUCUGAAGCAGUGAGAGGUAUUGGGAAUCUUGUCUUAAUAACAGGAUGCGGAUUGUAAUUGGUGUAGUCCAGUAGUGGGUUUCACUUACCUUUGCUACUGGUUUGGAACUGUGAGCGUGCGCUUGCUUCACUCACGUGCAGCGCUUCUGCUCAUGCGUAGAACCUUCUACGCAUGCACAGAGCAUCCGUGAUGAUGUCUGGGUGGGUGGGCGGAGCCUCCCGAUGCCACUACUGGUUCACCUGAACCGAACCAGUAGAAACCCACCACUGGUGUAGCCCUAAUGUACUAUUUUAGUUUUGAACAGUUGUAGCCCAAUUAGAGCCAAGAGAAAGGAGCAGCAUGAGGUAUGACUUUUCCCUACAUGUGAUGAGAGCUCAUACAUUAGAUUCUCAAAAAAAAAAAAAUGUUCCCAGCGAAUUUCACAUAUAUGUGAAAUUCAAUAUUUGGAGUAUUAUGUUUAUUCUGGGCCUGCUUGAUACACUAAUUUUAGGUGUCCCAUCUAUUCUCAUACUUGUCUUGGGAGGGGGUGAUUGGUAGGAUAACAGUGCAUGUAUGUAUGUGUGUAUGCUCGGGGAAAGGGUGCACGUGCACUUGUAUAUAUGUAAUUGGAAAUCCUGGUGUGUACUUGGCUUUGAGUGUGUUGUAAAAUUUCUGUAAUUCCCCCAAAGCAAAACAAUCAACUAGAACAAAGAGCUAGCUUGUAAAAGUUGUAAAAAAUUGGCUUUUAGAUCUAAGAUUCAACAAACAACUUAUUCUUGUAAAUAAGUAAAAUUUUGUCUCUCACUAAAAGGGACAUUUUUGGUGCUUGGAAAAUUCAUGCUAAGGACCAUUUACAUAUGUCCUUGCCUUUUUUUUUUAAUGUACCUCUGGAUAGCCAAAUGAAGGUCUUGGAUGACGGCUUCUGAUACCUGCAGAAGUCAAAAUGGACUUGACAAAAUUUGUAAAUACCAAUGGAUACUAGACAGUAGCAAUGAGCAGGGUAUACCAGGUUCAGUCAGUCUAGUGUCUUCUAAAUUUGUUAGAUGUUACUUCACAUAAUCCCAGCCAAUAUGGCCAAAUUCCAGUGAUAACUAGAAAUUACGAGAAUUGAAAACAAAGAGAUUGGCGAAAGCUAUGAUACAGAGUUCAAGGAUAUUUGAAUUUAGUAAAGGACAAAUUCCAUAAAAGUUUUGAAGACUCUUCCUUUUCAGUUAUUUUUAGAACCAUAAUGCAAAGAGUUACUAGGAGCAUGAAGUACAACAAAAGAACUAGAGCAGAGUCAAAAUAUCCUGGGUAUGCUCUUUGGUAUCUUGCUGGAGUAUCUUUUUGAUGAAACAUUUCCUUUGUAUGAACACAAGUGUUAGGUUCAAACUGCAUAUUAGGCAGCAUGGCAAGUUGGUUGCUGUUUUCUGUGUCUUAAAACAUUUCUAAGUCUCCCCUGCCAUGGGAGGAACCUUUUCAAAAAGUUAAGUCAUUUAUGAAUUGGGGCAGCUUGGGAAAGGGCGCAUGGAGCUUCCCCGAGUCGGCUUCCACUUUUGAGUCUGAAUAAUUUGGAAGUCUGUUCUUUUCAAACUGGCAAGAUGGACCUGCCUGUUUCCAAAUAAAUGUUUAGGUUUGUGUAGUCAGUCACUUGCCUCUCAGAGGGGCGGUCUUGGUGGUUUGUAUAUGGCAUUGACAAUGUCUGAAAAAGGAAUAUUUAAUUGAGUUGAUAGGUGUGGAUGUAUAUAUUAUAAAUAAAUGCAGUCACUCCUGUCCUAAAGUAAGGUGAACUUUUUUCAGGUUUUAUUUGUAGUGUACAGGAACCAUGAUUUUUUUAGUCUGCACAUUUAAAAAUUGGAUAAAACAAAGUGUGUUGUAAUUAUGCUUUUUAAAUUUGAAUAUGUAAAUAAAGCUGAAUUCUGCAAAGUUGAAA
Messenger RNA from Ahaetulla prasina, 5541 nucleotides. RefSeq names its product solute carrier family 35 member E1 (gene SLC35E1). The coding region runs from base 70 to 1302 and encodes 410 amino acids. Gene Ontology annotation, molecular function: antiporter activity. The transcript is spliced from 6 exons. The record is from RefSeq and is a predicted model, not a curated record. Lineage: Eukaryota; Metazoa; Chordata; Lepidosauria; Squamata; Colubridae. Gene Ontology annotation, cellular component: Golgi apparatus.